AUAAUAUAGAUCAUUAUGCAACUUUUCGAAAUGUUUAUGAAUUUGAAAUUACCGAAGAGUAUAGACCAACAUACAUGCAAUCACAAGCAAAUGCAGAACCUAUUUCAAAGUCCAUUUUGGUUAUAUCAAAAAUUUGGGGUUACAUUAAUUGUGAAGAUUGUGGAAAACGUCGCUGUAUGUAUAGUGAAAAAUCCUUAACUCAUGAAGAAUAA
Molecule: messenger RNA, 212 nt
Organism: Funneliformis caledonium
Lineage: Eukaryota; Fungi; Glomeromycota; Glomeromycetes; Glomerales; Glomeraceae
Source: the annotation of a GenBank genome assembly